AUGAUGUUCCCCGGCCUCCUCGCGCCCCCAGCCGGGUACCCCAGCCUCUUGCGCCCCACGCCCACCUUAACAUUGCCCCAGUCCCUGCAGUCGGCAUUUUCCGGCCACUCGAGCUUCCUGGUGGAGGAUCUGAUCCGCAUCAGCCGACCCCCAGCCUACCUGCCCCGCAGCGUGCCCACCGCCAGCAUGUCGCCCCCUAGGCAGGGGGCCCCUGCGGCUCUCACAGACACAGGGGCCUCGGACCUGGGCUCCCCGGGUCCAGGCAGCCGGCGGGGCGGCUCACCACAGACGGCCGUCUCCCCUGCCAGCGAGCCCACGUUUCUGAAGUUUGGAGUGAACGCCAUCCUUUCUUCGGCGCCCAGAACUGAAACAUCCCCCGCCUUGCUCCAGAGUGUCCCUCCCAAGACCUUCGCCUUUCCCUACUUUGAAGGCUCCUUCCAGCCUUUCAUCAGAUCUUCUUAUUUCCCAGCGUCCUCCAGCGUCGUGCCCAUCCCGGGGACCUUCUCCUGGCCACUGGCCGCUCGCGGCAAGCCUCGUAGGGGCAUGCUGCGUCGAGCCGUGUUCUCCGACGUGCAGCGCAAGGCGCUGGAGAAGAUGUUCCAGAAGCAGAAGUACAUCAGCAAGCCCGACCGCAAGAAGCUGGCGUCCAAGCUGGGCUUGAAAGACUCACAGGUGAAAAUCUGGUUCCAGAACCGACGCAUGAAGUGGCGGAACUCCAAGGAGCGCGAGCUUCUGUCUAGCGGGGGCUGCCGCGAGCAGACCCUUCCCACCAAACUCAAUCCGCACCCGGACCUCAGCGACGUGGGCCAGAAGGGUCCCGGGGACGACGACGACGAGGAGGACGAGGGCCCGGGCAGCCUCCGCCACCGCCUGGUCUAUCAUCACCCGUCCCCCGACCCUCGGCACCUGCGGGACCCGCGCCUGGAAGGGCCGCUGCCCCACUCGCCCGCGCACUCUGGCAGCCCCGACAAACCUUCGGACUUCUCCGACUCCGAGGAGGAUGAGGAGGCUGAGGAGGAGGAGAUCACCGUGUCUUAG
Molecule: messenger RNA, 1038 nt
Organism: Globicephala melas (long-finned pilot whale)
Lineage: Eukaryota; Metazoa; Chordata; Mammalia; Artiodactyla; Delphinidae
Gene: DBX1
Product: developing brain homeobox 1
Biological process (GO): regulation of transcription by RNA polymerase II; cell differentiation in spinal cord
Molecular function (GO): DNA-binding transcription factor activity, RNA polymerase II-specific; DNA binding
Source: RefSeq, a predicted model, not a curated record